Molecule: messenger RNA, 1353 nt
Organism: Aspergillus nidulans FGSC A4
Lineage: Eukaryota; Fungi; Ascomycota; Eurotiomycetes; Eurotiales; Aspergillaceae
Exons: 3
Coding region: 1-1353 (450 amino acids)
Source: RefSeq, a predicted model, not a curated record
AUGGCGUCCGGUAUCGAGGUUGCCGGGCUAACCCUCUCGAUUUUGCCGCUGCUAAUUGACCAGAUCAAUGGCUACGUCCGCGGUAUAGAGAAAAACACGGCCUUCAGAAGCUACCGACGGGAGCUGAAAGGCUGUUCAGUCGGCCUCAGCACUCAGCAGACCAUUCUGCUGAACACAUUGAAGCAAGCCUUGGAGGGUGUGGUGGAUGACGUGGAUCAGAUACAACCUACUCAGACUUUGAACAUACGGAAAUCGCUGAAACUCGUCAGCAGAGCGGUUUACAAUGACCUCCUUUACAAGAUCGGUGAAACCAAUACAAUCCUCCAGACGCUUAUCGACCAAUCUGCUCAUCGGGAAGAUACCAGGAAGAGCCGACGGCCCUGGAGCUACCUUCUGAAGCGCUAUCGAAAAGCCCUCAAGCAUGCAGAGGGGCUGUUUAUGGCAAUCAUUAGAGGAAACUGCUGGCGCUGUCGGUGCAAGGAGCAGCAUUGCGUCCACCUCCAGCUGCAAACAAACCCCUUGCAGAGCACUGAUGAAUACUUCCACUGCAAGGUGGAUGACAACUCCCAGUUCCGAAUUGCCUUUUCCAACACGGAUAGCGCAGAAGCCAAGGUCCAGUUUGACAUUCCUGUUGUGGGCGAAGCACGACCAUCGAAGCUGAACAAUGAAGCUCUAUCGGCUCCAUUAAUCCAGGACUUUUGUUCGUAUCUUUGUGCCGCCGAACCUCACAUCAGGCAACGAGAAAGUAUGGGCUCGAUUUCGAAUGAGCUAGGCAACUUUGUCAAGUGCAAGAUGCAUACCGUAAAGAUGCUUCCAAAGCCUGUUACAGAGAAACCUCUCAGCGAGGUAUUGUCCCAAAUCAGUCGGCGGGACCGUCUUUAUGUUGCUGCUGGUCUAGCAUGCGGGGUGACCCAGUUCUGUGGUAAUUGGUUGAAGCCCUGGUGGAACAGCUUAGAUGUGCAUUUAGCCGCCGUUGGCGAUGGUACUAAUGUGCUAUUGGACAAUCUGUACCUCUCAUGGGCUGUAUCGGCCAUGGAAACAAACCAAGGACCUCGCGGUGAUGAUAUGUGUUCUGGAUUUGGGAACAAUCAGUUAUUGGCACUAGGGCUGGCUCUGGUGGAACUGCCCCUUGGGACAUCCCUGCAGCAGUUGUUGGCCCUGCAAGAGGAGAAUCAAGAUACGCUGGUGGCAAAACUCAAGUCUGCAUCAUGGCUUGUCAAAUUGGUGUACAUGGAGAGUGGGACAAACUAUGCAGAUGCAGUGGAUAGCUGCUUAUAUUGGUCUGCUUUGUGUGUCGAGAGAAGUUUCGAGGAGCCGGUCAUCUACAGUAUUAUUUCAUUUCUCCGUUGCUGA